Molecule: messenger RNA, 1070 nt
Organism: Carassius carassius (crucian carp)
Lineage: Eukaryota; Metazoa; Chordata; Actinopteri; Cypriniformes; Cyprinidae
Product: zinc finger protein 239-like
Exons: 1
Coding region: 205-1014 (269 amino acids)
Biological process (GO): regulation of transcription by RNA polymerase II
Molecular function (GO): DNA-binding transcription factor activity, RNA polymerase II-specific; RNA polymerase II cis-regulatory region sequence-specific DNA binding
Source: RefSeq, a predicted model, not a curated record
CACUCAGUUUCCCUAUUAAAUUGGUAAAAGUCAAUGAAUCUGAAGCAAAAAAAGUAAAUUGUGUAUUUACAGACAUUCUCAGCUUUUAACAAUAUACCAAAAAUAAAUCAUUUUACCUUUAUUUCAGAGUUCAUUGAAGAAAAAGAGGAAAAUGAAGAAUCAAGUUCUCAAGUGAAGCAGAACGCAUGCGAUCAAUGCGAUAAAAUGUUUUUAUGGGCUUCACUUCUGAAGAAACACUUGAAAGUUCAUGCAAAGAAGUCACAUUCAUGUCAUUUGUGUGGUAAGAGUUUUUUGCAUGUACAAAGUUUGAAAGAACAUCUUCAGAAAAUACAUACUGAUGUGAGAGAGUAUGUGUGCUCUGAGUGUGAGAAGACUUUUAGUUCAGCUAGCAGUUUAAAACAGCACGAGAGGAUUCACAUUGGAGAGAAACCUUACAAGUGUUUACACUGUGACAAGAGAUUCAGUCGUUCAGCAAAUCUGAAAACACAUGAGAGGAUCCACACUGGAGAGAAACCUUACAAGUGUUCACACUGUGACAGGAGAUUCGUUGAUUCAUCAAGUCUAAAAAAACAUGAGAGGAUUCACAGUGGAGAGAAACCUUAUGAGUGUUCACACUGUGACAGGAGAUUUAGUCGUUCAGCAAAUCUCAAAACACAUGAGAGGAUCCACACUGGAGAGAAACCUUACAAGUGUUCACACUGUGAAAAGAGAUUCAGUAAAUCAUCAAGUCUGAAAACACAUGAGAGGAUCCACACUGGAGAGAAACCUUACAAGUGUUCACACUGUGACAGGAGAUUCAGUCGUUCAGCAAUUCUCAAAACACAUGAGAGGAUCCACACUGGAGAGAAACCUUACAAGUGUUCACACUGUGACAGGAGAUUCAGUAAAUCAUCAAGUCUCAAAACACACGAGAGGAUCCACACUGGAGAGAAACCUUACAAGUGUUCACACUGUGAAAAGAGAUUCAGUCAAAGAGGAGAUCUGAAAACACAUGAGAGGAUUCACAGUGGAUAGAAAGCACAUCACCGCAAUGUACGUGGGAAGUGUUCCAUUAAGUCAUCUGUUAUACA